This is a messenger RNA of Phalaenopsis equestris, 1833 nucleotides long. Its product is annotated as GDSL esterase/lipase At4g01130-like. NCBI's taxonomy places the organism in Eukaryota, Viridiplantae, Streptophyta, Magnoliopsida, Asparagales, Orchidaceae. Gene Ontology annotation, molecular function: hydrolase activity, acting on ester bonds. Bases 447 to 1646 code for a protein of 399 amino acids. The transcript has 5 exons. The record is from RefSeq and is a predicted model, not a curated record.
UCUUCAUCUUCACAAAGGAGAUAUUGUCACAUUGCUUCUCAAUUGCUUGCUUGUUGACCCGUUUCCAGUUUCCGCAGAUGCCAAACGUGAGAUCGAAAUCCAAUUAGGAUGAGCUUUGGCUCUCCUAUUGGUUGCGAGGGAUUGAGUGUAAGCAUAAAAUGGUUUACGAUUAACGACAGUCUUAUGCUAAUCCUCGAAACUCUCAUUAGAAGCAGACAACAACAGUCCAGCUGUUUAGAUCAGCAGUGAAAUCCAGUCUUUUUGUUUUUUUCUUUUUUAGUUUUUUAAAGUUGAUAAACUUCGAGUAUGGAAUCCAAAGUUGCUAGCUCUUUCCUUGCGUUCUCAGGGCAACAAAUCCACUGCUGUUCCUUAACACCAAACAGCAGACUUUCGUUCCAAAUCACACAUGCUAAUUGAUGCAUUCUGCAUCUCUAUAAAAUCUUCCCAUGGUGAAUAAUUUAAGGGCAUAUAACAUUCUGCUUGAGAUGGGCCUCCGGAAAACUGGAUCCCACUCCAAUCGCCGGCGUUCUCUCGCCCCUCAGGCUGUCUUCUUCCUUCUCUUUUUAUCAGCCACACCAAUUGAGGCCAGCUGCAGCUUUCCAGCCAUUUUCAACUUUGGGGACUCAAAUUCCGACACCGGAGGUUUCUGGGCGGCAUUUCCGGCUCAGCGACUUCCAUUUGGAAUGACUUACUUCAAGAAGCCAGCCGGGCGUGCUUCAGAUGGAAGGGUCAUUGAUUUCUUAGCCCAGGCUCUUGGCUUGCCGUUUCUGAGCCCUUACCUGCAGUCCAUUGGCUCCAACUUCAGCCAUGGCGCUAAUUUUGCUACUGCGGCAUCGACGGUGCUGCUGCCCAACACCAGUCUAUUUGUAACAGGAAUAAGUCCCUUCUCUUUGGCGAUUCAGUUCAAUCAGAUGAAUGAGCUCCGGGUACGGGUCUUUGAAAUGAGCCCACAAGACAGCCUUCCUUCGAAGGACAUCUUUGAUAAAGCUUUAUACACUUUGGACAUCGGGCAGAAUGACUUCACCUCCAAUUUAGCAACAAUAGGCAUCGACGGAGACGAGAAGUUCCUCCCCCAAGUAGCCAGCCAAAUUGCAUGGACUAUUAAGGAGCUAUAUGAUAUUGGAGGAAGAACAUUCAUGGUGUUUAACCUCGCACCUAUAGGAUGCUUUCCCGCAUUCUUAACCGAACUUCCUCAUAACAAGUCAGAUUUGGAUGAGUAUGGGUGUAUGAUUUCGUACAAUAAGGCUGUUGUGGAUUAUAACAAAUUGCUGAAAGAAUCUCUGGAGCAGAUUAGAUCUCAGCUCCCGAAUGCCUCUGUGAUAUAUGUGGACACCCAUUCUGUUAAGCUUGAACUCUUUCAGCAUCCAAAAAAACAUGGACUAGCACAUGGAACUAAAGCAUGCUGUGGUUCUGGCGGUAAAGCUUAUAAUUUCAAUCCACAAGUCUUCUGUGGUAACAGCAAGAUAAUCAACGGCAUAAAUGUGACAUCAAGUGCUUGCAGGGAUCCACAAAAUUACGUCAGUUGGGAUGGAAUUCAUGCCACAGAGGCUGCAAAUAAAAUCAUAACAAAAGCCAUCCUAAAUGGCUCCUACUUCGAUCCUCCCUUCCCUUUCUCUCAACUAUGCAAUUUUAAACCAAUACAUUAAGUCAUAUAUAUGGUCUGAUUGUCAUGAUAAAUUAUGAAUGUUGCAGAUUUCAAUUAUGUGCAUGAAAGAUUUCAAUUGUGUUUGUGAAAGAAUAAUGCGUGCUGAAUGAUAGGAUGAAGUUUGAUAAACUUUGUUUUGUUAAAUAAAAUAUGAAGCCUUCAUUUCGUGGGAACGAAUUCUAUAUUUC